GCUUACGAUAACACUCGGCUGUCGGCUGUUCGUCCUUUGGAAGUGUCGGCGACAUUUGGGUUUAACUUUUCGCUUGCUGCUGCUUGCUAGCAUCGCUUGUCUUAGCAAAGGAGUGUUCACGGCCGACCAACACCGAUACGUGGACGAUAAGAGAUAUUGGGGACAACUAGGGUUGCAUAGCACACUUUCUCCAUCUCGGUUUCAUUACUCUUUUCGUUUAACGAAACACACCGCUUGCAAACUGUCUUCACCGCACAAGCCCUCCCCGUGGGAAGCAAGGUUAAGGGAGCCAAAGCGCAGACCCAUCAGUUCGCAUUCUCCGUCAUUCUCUCCUUCUCGGAGCAGGUUCCACAAAGGAGAUGAGAACAGAAUGGUAGAACCCUCGUCAUGUGCCUUUGGAAAGUCGGACACCGAUUCCAACAUCAUGCCCUCACUCACGAACUCUCUUUCCUCGGCGUUUGUGCUAAAGCCGUUCCCGGCGGCGUCGAAAACCGUUCUCACUUAUCAGCACUUUCGGGUGGAAAUGCAUUCUGACGAUGCCAAGGAUAAGGUCUUUCUUGCCAUCGUUAAAGCACUUUUGCGACAGGGGAACAGGCCGUGUACGCCGAAGGAACUUAGCAAUCUUAUUUUACGCCACAAACUGACGACUUUGGGUGGUGCAACACCAUACGCAACCGUCUCCUCCCGAAUAUCGCAACAUUUCAAAAGAGCAACGGAGCUGUCUCGACCGCCUUUACUUGGGAGACGAUCGCUGGAUGAACGAAACUCUCGACGGCUUGUGUAUUAUGUCGACCAAGUCGGCGUCCCUGUCAAGCCGCUGGACGAACUAGCACACUCAGAGUCAGACGAAUCGAUGGAUGUUGGGGAUCAUUUGAGUGAUAGCUUUGUGUCGUCUCUUGCGUCGUCUCCUGUCUUAGCGCCCGGAUCCAUCGAUAUAUUAUCCGGCGCUCAUGGGGAUACGGGCAUAUCGAGUAGUCUCAAAGAAGGUGCCGGUGGAGGAGCGGACGGACCCGCGACGCCUUUGCGUGUAUCAACAAGAGUGAAGCGCCGAAGAAGUCCAUAUUCACCACCAGAUGACCAGCAGAGCAAACGCAGCCGGAGCGCUAGCUUGGCAUCUGCUGUGACACCGAUAGUGUCCCCUUCGUCAGGGACUGGGACGGACGAUAUGGAUAAGCCUGUAAUCCUGGUGGAGGACGUAGAAUUGGUCGAUCUGAGCACCCCUGCCGCCUCUAGACGAUCAUCCGUCGUAGAUGCUUCUGUACCAGAGGUAGGUGCGAAUAUCGAGCCUGAUUCAAUAAAGAACGAAGAUCCCACGACCGACUCCGAGCAGGAUUUUCACGAGGAUAUGAUGAAGGUAGACGGAGAAUACGGCUCAGGUCGCUCUUAUCAGCCUGCACGCUUGAUUCCAUCGACUCCUUCUACAUAUCGACAACGGGUAUCGAGCGACGAGUUCCUCUUGAAGCCUAUAACUUCCCCCCAAAUACCCUCGUUUCAGUCCUCUCUUCCAUCAAAAUUGUCCCCCUCUCGUCCACAUUUGGGGUUUGAGCCAGCCGACCAUACAAUCCCAUCACCCUUUUUCGAUCCGGAGGUCGACCCACUAGGGGUUGAAGCACAUGAAUCGAGAGCAGGACCUAAAGCCGAAAACUAUUCUGAUUUGCGUAUGUUUGAUGUGGGUAUCCACGAAGAGUUGGACUAUCACGAAUUCCAUCAUCCGGAAGACAUGAGCGUAUCUGAGCUGGAUUUGUUGUUGAGAGAGGAUGAGGGCAGUUGGGGAGUACUUGGUGGGGUCACACCUGGGCAGUCGCCGAGAAAGCGUCCUGCGGAAAGCCUGGCACCAACACCAACGCGGAUGAGAGACUCCGUGGUCACUCAGCGUCAGGACGCUGGUAGUGAAUCGGUACAAGUCGCAAAAAAGAGGAAAGUACAGCCUGCAUGCGAAGGGUCUGUGAACGACACUGGGUUGAAAAACGAUAAGAGCGGAGAAGGAGAUGGUGAUGCAUCAGGACAGUCAACCAAGAGGCCACCUGUGACUGCAGAGUCACACGCCUCUACAUCUGUAUCUCAGCAGUCCGCAUCAACCAUCCCGGAAAACAAACAGGACUCUUCGCCUCGGCAAAAUUCAACUGAGCAGUCUCGAUCAGACAAUGUGGAAGAUGCAGCCACAGAUCACCUAAGUACAACCAUCUGCAACCAGGCGGUUAGCCAUACACCUUCACCACCACGCACUCCUCGGAACGACACUCCGUCUGACCACAGCCUGCCAAGCCGAUCUCAUUCAGCGCUGUCUGUUGCAUCCUACCGAUGUAACGGCGAUACCCUAGAACUAUACGAGAAAGCCCAUGAUCCCAUUAGCACCCGGGUGAGCAAAAUCAAAUCAGCACCGCGAAUGGAGCUAGUCCUACGAACUCUACAUGUUGACUCGUUGGGACGAGCAAUUUUGAAACCUCCGAGUGACAAUGAACCGGAUCGAAAGGUUGGGAUACGUAUGAGGGGAUAUGUCCGAGCUAGGGAGUUAUUUGAAGUCGCCCCUUCUCAGGAUGUUUCAGUUCCAACUUCGCCAGAGGUCAAAGUCGAAGACGAGGAUGGAGAAGAUAUUGACAUGGAGGACGAGUCUGUGUGGGUUGCCUAUACUGAAGAAGUGCGUCGGCGGGCCGUUGGGCCACGAACGGGGGAUGAGAGUGCGGUUGUGAGGAUUGUGGGUGAGAAUGCGCCGGGGUCUGAGACUGGACAUGUUCUCGUUGUCCUGAAAGGAUCGGACGUCGAAGGGGAUGGUUUGGUACCUGUGGAAUGUGGAGGAGUAUGGAUACCUACAUCGGAGGCUCGGCGACUGGCUACUAAACUUGGCGUGUCAGCACAAUUCAACGAACUGCUGGACAUGGGAGACGAAAGCAAUAAUGGAGAAAUCGAAGUUCUUCCAUCAUUCUCCACAUUAACAUCUCCAAAGCUCCCGCCUCUACCAUCAACUCCUACGCGCCCAUCUGCUCGAAGUCUCCCUUCUCCCGCGUCAACACCUAUUCCUUCUGCACUAUCUAGUAAAGUUCCCGAUGCAAGUCUUGGUCCGGCAAUGUUAGAAGAUGACAUGGAAGUCGAUGAAGGGCACGAUUUUUUGGUGUUUGAAGGUGAUGAAGAGUGGAGCCAUGAUGAGAGCAGCGCUGUGACUGGAAGCGAAGGGCCUGAAUCUAAUGUUGUCUCCAACGGCGCUAUGGAGAAGCUACCAGUGACCAUUGAUCAUUCAACGCUGGAGCUUAUAGCGCCAGUCCAGCCUCCACCAAAUUCAACGCUACCAUUAUACAUGGCGACAAUUGACGGAGUCUUAGUGUACAUAACGUGGUUGACCAAGGGUUCCGACGGAAGUAUCGCUCCUACUCCUGCAAGAGAGAUAUCGGAUCCUUUGGAGAGCUCUCCCGCAGGGUCGGAGGAAUCUGGUGCAGCGACGCCCCCAUCAGCGCCCGCGGCGCCCACAUCAGGGCCAACAUCCACCCCACCACCAGUCCCCCCACCACCCGGUUCAUCGUCUGCUGUUCCCUUGCUUCGUCGUGUGGAUAAUAACAUGGUCAACGCGACCCUCCUUUUACACGCCGGAGGUCUUGUCACCGAUAAAGAGCGGAGCAUAGUAUUGUCACUAGAGCGAGGUCGAGCGCGAUGUCGUAAGAAGGGGAGUGGAUUAUAUGGCACGUGGAUUCCGCUCGCGCGGGCACGUCAUCUCGCGAGAAGCUUUUGUCUCGAGAACCGAUUGAGUUUGUUCUUGAGUGACGGAUUUGGAAGAGUCGUCUUUGGCGUCGAUGGUGUAAACGGUGCCAGAGGGAAGGCGAAAUUGGCCAACGAUGACGCGAGCGGGAGUGAGGGUACCCCCGUAGCGGCGGACGGCAGCGGUUCGUCAGUGGACGCAGGAAGUGAGGCUGGGGACUCAUCAUUUGUAGAUGGGGCUGCGUCGAAUUUGACCCCUGCAGCUGCCGCGUUGGCGGCUAGCAAAGCAGCAAUGCUGGGCCUGACAUCGUUACCCCCUAACGUAGUGUCUGGUUUAGCAAGCAUAGGGGCCGGGGGAGGAGCGGCUGGGAUAAGGGGAUUGAUGGCUAAUAGAGGGAGAGCAAGAGGCAGGCCACCCUUGAAGCACCAUCCUAUUUCUGGUAGAGGUUUCAUGAAUGUGGGGCGAUUAGGAGCCACUCUGGGUAGCUCGCCAUCUUACACUCCCAGCGGGACGGGAACCAAUGUGUCUACGACCCCUACAUCUUCGGCGAUGGCGGCGACUCAAGCGGCGAUUGCGGCGUUAUCAAAGCUAGGGGGUAAUGGACCUUUGACAGCAGCAACUCUUGCGAGUGCCUUGGCUGCAUUGAAUCAGGUCAACCAGCAGAAUAUCACGGCUGGCAAAGUAACGACUCCGGGUUCCAGUCCAUCAACUCCCACAAAACCGGCUUACGCCACUGGGACAUCUCCAAGCCCCGCAACAACAACAACUGCUACAUCUAGUUCCACUGCACCAGCAGCAUCCGGCAUCCCCACACCUGCUAGCAUUUUGGCAGCAUUUACCAAUAUGCUAAAGAACGGGUUCCCUGGUGGAUGGAAACCUGCAGGCGCGCCCUCGAUAAAUACAUCCACAACGUCCACCACAUCUGCACCACCGUCUUCUGCGAGCAGUUCCAUCACCUUCCCUUCGUCGUUGAAAGUUGAUCCCAAACCUGGAGUUUCCUCUUCUCCUUUAUCCACAACACCUGUAACUACUCAAGGCGUCGUGGCGAGAGCACUCGCCGCUGCUGGAGCAGGUCGUGGAGGAGGUUUAUCUGGAACCGGAUUAUCCAAUCCCGUAUCGAUCCAGACAAAUGCGUUGGCAGGGCUGCCUAAUUUGGGUAAUCUUGGGGGAACCAGCUUUUCGCUCUUGCCGUUCACAAUGCAAAACAGUGGAAAUAACCUGUCGUUGGCCACAUCUACGACGUCCACCUCGGCAACAUCCUCUACUGGAAUAAGUAUUGGAGGCAUCGACGGUCCAACUCCCGCUCUUCCUCUCUUGACCCCUCCCACUGUCCCCAUCAUUGCUAUUGAUGAUAUUGAUGGCGGUGAUGCAAACAUGCCGAUUGCAAGUCCUGCGGCAUUGGCUGCGGCAGCUGCCGCUGCCGGUGUUACCUUACCAGUGGGUGUGGAGUAUGUAGAGGAGGAAGAGGAGGAAGAAGAUGAGGAGGAGGUUGAGGAGGUUACAGAGGAACAAGGCGAGGCGGAAGACGAAAACGAGGGAGAAACGGCGCAAGGGGGAGGAGGAAAAAGCCGACCUGGCGCGAAAGCAAACGGCACGACCAAAAUCGAACAAGAAAACGAGUCAGAUGAAUCCGAUGAACCCGACAAUCAAGAUAACGAUGCAGACGAUGACGACGAUGAUAGUGAUAUUGAAAUUGUUAAAUCUAGCGGAGGCAAAAGCGCACCUUCUCGCUCUGGCGGCAAAAUCCGACCCCGUGCCGCCGUUCCCCCUACGAGCCGUCGAGCCCCAUCCACAAGUGGUAAAUCCCGUGGUGGAUCGACGGGCAUGGCAACGCGCUCCACACGAAGCGCUAGUACGCCCAACACAAAAGCACCACGGCGACCACCGCCAGCACCUAAAAAGGGGAGAGUAAAGAGUAAAUCUAGAAGAGGGGCGACGACCAUCAUUAACCACUCAAAUAAACACAGCACCGUUGUCAACAAUGGGGAUGUGGGUUCUGAGGAGGGAAGCGAUUUUGAGAUUGAUGUGGUGGAUGGAGAUGGUGUGGAUGACUUUCGGUGAAAGAAAGAAGGGGGUCGCUCUGUUUUUCGUCUUGUUUAUAUUUGUCUUUUUUUUUGAAAGAGUGGAGAGUCGGGCUUUGUUGUAGUAGCGUCAUCAGCUCCGUUCAUUUUUUUUUUCUUGUGCAAUAUGAUAUAUAAUGUAAACUUCUGCUCUUUGGAAAAGCCCUAUCCUAUCAUUUUACUACUUGUUUAACAUGAAAGAUACUAGAAUUUGCCU
Spizellomyces punctatus DAOM BR117 is the source of this 5965-nucleotide messenger RNA. RefSeq lists its product as uncharacterized. The transcript is spliced from 4 exons. Gene Ontology annotation, molecular function: DNA binding. The record is from RefSeq and is a predicted model, not a curated record. NCBI's taxonomy places the organism in Eukaryota, Fungi, Chytridiomycota, Chytridiomycetes, Spizellomycetales, Spizellomycetaceae. Bases 371 to 5749 code for a protein of 1792 amino acids.